Molecule: messenger RNA, 2742 nt
Organism: Prorocentrum cordatum
Lineage: Eukaryota; Dinophyceae; Prorocentrales; Prorocentraceae
Source: the annotation of a GenBank genome assembly
GCCAAUUCUGGUACUGCAAGUACAUGACGGGGCUACUACAUCGCACUACGCUGGCUGGAUUUGCCGCAUGUGCCAACAGAGUCAUUACGAGGCCGGCCACUAUUCUAGCACGGAGUGGAUCAGUUCUAUCCGCAGUGUUGAUCGCCGUUGCGUGCACGGUUGGAUCGUCAUUGCGACCUCUUGUUUCCGUAAUCAUGUUGGUCGCAAGGGGUGUCUAUCGGUUCAGUCUCACACUGGACGGCUCUGCGCCGUCGAAGGGGUACCCCCUGAUACCCCGUGCCCUAGAAGGCGUGUUGUACCGCUGCUCGCAUGGCGAAGGAUAAGAUGUUGCAGAUGGCAAGCUUCGAAAGAAAGAAAGACAAGUGGGACAAGAGACGGGAGACCGAGCGUGGCAGUGGCCGAGUGAACGAGAAGACCACGAAGAAGGGCCAGAAGGAAGAGCAGCACGCCCGCCUGAAGGAGAUGAAGGACGGGCGCACCAGGCGUGUGGCCGACGGCAAGGUCUGGAGAGUUCAGCUGGUAGCAUCCCUCGCCAUCAUUGCCGCGUACGUGGUGGUGCUGCUCUUCGCCCUCCCUCGCGGAGGCGGCGGGGCCCCCGCGGAGGGCGCGGAGCAGGCUGCGGCGCCCCUGCUGCUGCCCGCGGCCGUCACCGCGGCGGCGGCCAUCGCGCUCGCGGGCGUGUGCUGGUCCAUGUCGGGCUGGCGCGACCAGCUCGCCAGGGAGGAGGAGCAGCGCGAGGCGGCCAGCCAGGUCAAGGGCCAGCUGGAGAGGAAGCUCACAGAGCGAGAGCGCGAGCAGCGCGCGAAGGCGCGGCGGCAGCAGCAGGCCAGGGAGGUGCGGGCCCGCCUGCAGCGGCGGGCCGAGGAGCAGGCGCAGUCCCUGCAGCAGGCCCGCGAGAUUGCGCGCGUGCUCCGCCUGCGGCGGGAGCGGCGCCUGGCCGAGGAGGCUGCGGAGGCGGCGCACAGGGCGGACGGGGGCAGGCUCGACGAGCGGGGCUGGAGCGACGCGCAGCGGCGCAGCCUGCGGGAGGCGGCCGCCAAGUACCCCGAGGGCUGGAGCCACGCGCGCAGGCAGCGCUGGGACAUGAUCGCCGCCGAGGUCGAGGGCCACGACGCGAGGGCGUGCGAGGAGGAGCUCGCGCGCAUGGAGGCGGAGGCGCGAGAGGCCGCCGCCCGCGCCAAGCUGGAGCGCCAGCGGGCACCUCCCGGCGCAGAGCCUGCCACGCGCAGCCUGGAGGACGACCUUGACUGGAUGGGCUGCCAGGGGGCGGGCGGGUCCGAGGACGGCGCGCCCGACGACGACAUGGAGGAGGACGAGGACGAGGACGAGGAGUUUCAGCGGCCACGGAUGGCUCUGGAGCUGGAGCCCGAGCACAAGGGCACCGAGAUCAGGCUGCUCGGCAUCAAGGCCAUGCAGGGCUGCGCCGGCAUCCAGGUGGAGCUGUUGCACCUCCAGCUGACAUGUGCGGACUGUCGCAGCUCCACCCAAGUCUACCUCUCUGGCGCAGACGAAGACGCCUGUGAUGCGAAGACGUGGUGCGAGGGCUGCUCAGGGCUCAUCUCGGUGCACCUGCGACCGACCCUGCUACACGCCCAGAGCUCGCGAUUGUGCUACGUAGACUGCGUACGCUGCGUGGUAACCGACAUGCUGCCGUCGGUUCUCAUGAGCAACUGUGCAGAGUGCGAUGCGCCUAACGUGCACAAGCAGGAGUUCCUGAGGAAUAGGAUGGUACAUGGAACAUGCUUCGAGUGUCACAGCAAGUACGUCUUCGGAGCGGAGUCAAUAAAGAUUGAACAGGUUACGCCGUGCGAUCCUGGGAAGAGUUGCCGCAUGGACGGAGCAAAGAAGCAGGCGGGGGAUAACGACACGGAUCCCAUGGACGAGAUUGCAGAGGAGCUCAGGUACCUGAGGAAGAAGGCGAAAUCGGACCCCCGGCAGCAGCUGAUAAAAUUGGGCAGCCAGUUGCCGCAGAUGGGAGCGUGCAAGCAUUUCAAGAAGUCGUACAAGUGGUACCGCUUCGCCUGCUGUGGCCGCGCGUUCCCGUGCCCCGAGUGCCACGUGGAGUCGGGGUGCCCUGCCGCCGCGUUGGGUGCUCACGCGAGUCGUAUGAUCUGUGGCAAGUGCUCCAUGGAGCAGACGUAUUCCCCUGCUCGCGCUUGCGAAAAGUGCGGUUUCAGUAUGCAGCCCAAGGGCAGCGCCCAUUGGGAUGACGGCGCGGGGACACGAAAUCUGGCCGUGAUGUCCUCCAAGGACGCGAAGAAGUUCAAAGGAGGCUUGCGCCAGGCGAACUCAAAAGUCAAGACAAGCAGCCAGAAAAACGCCCGCGUGGGAGCCAAGGCCAAGGCGGCGCGGGAGCACGCGCAGAAGUUCGGCAGGGGCGAGUGAGUCCGAGAAUUCGGGCUCCCUCUGGCCCCUCCCGCGCUCCCCUGCCCUCGUCCAUUCCACCCUCUCUGCCCCGUGCUUUCUUGUUUCCCAUUAUUCAGCACGCGCGGCGUGUACAUAGUGCAUGGCGUAGACCUUGUGCUGCGACAUUAACACGCAUAUAGCGGUUGCUUAUUGUUGAAGGGCGGCGCCGUCUCACAUCAGUCGCCCAGGCUCGUGAGCCGUGGCAUGGCCCUGCGAGUCCGCGAAUAUUAUUUCGUGUUGGAGUCAGGUAUCGCACAUGGGGCUGGCCAGCCAGGCCGCUCGUGGGGGCCCUGAACUGCGCCGCGACGACCGCUCCUGCACCCCUGCUCGUCCCUC